CUUCCAAUCUAGGGCGUGGGGCCCGCAACGGAGCGUGGCGGGGACCCCCUAGCAGCAACUGAAGCAAAUGCUUUGGCUCCUUGGUCCUGCCUGCUGACCACACCAGGGUGACCAUGACUCAACCCAGCGUCCAGGACUGAGGGGCAGAGCUGCUGAGAGACCUGUCUCAGAGUGAGCCUCCACAGCAGCACCAAUGGAGACCAUGUACUCGAUGGAGCCAGUGCCUGAUGGUGCUGACCCCACCUCACAGGACAUGCUCAGCUUCCUGGACGCUGUGGUGAACAGCACAGAGGAGCAAUGCUUCAGUGCCCGCUCCCGCAGCACUGUCCUGGAAGGGCUGCCGUUUGGCGGCGUGCCCACUGUGCUUGCCAUCAACUUCAUCCUCUGGAUGCUUCUCCUUCUGGUCUUCUCCUGCCUUCGGAAGGCAGCUUGGGACUACGGGCGCCUGGCACUGCUGAUGGACAAUGAUAGUUUGACGUCGCUUUUCUAUGGAGAGCAGAGUGAGAAGGAGAAGUCCCCAUCGGAGAGCAGCCCCCUGGAUACUGACAACAAGGACAUGGGAUUCUGCUCCUGGCUCAUUUCUAUCUACCAGAUGAAGGACGAGGAGAUUCAGAGCAAGUGUGGGAUCGAUGCCACUACCUACCUCUCCUUCCAGCGGCACCUUCUGGUCCUGCUGAUGCUGGUCUGUGUGCUCUCCGUGGCUGUCAUCCUGCCUGUCAACUUCUCAGGGGACCUCCUGGGACACAAUCCCACCCACUUUGGCCGGACAACCAUCGCCAACGUCCCGACACAGGAUCGUCUCCUGUGGCUGCACAGCAUCUUUGCCCUCAUCUAUUUCAUCCUCACCAUCCUCUGCAUGGCUCAUCACUCUGUACACCUAGAAUACAGAGAGAACGAGAAGGUUGCCCGGACACUGAUGGUUACCCACAUCCCCAAGGAGAUCACAGACCCUUCCCUCAUCAUCAAGCAUUUCCACGAGGCUUACCCCAGCUGCACUGUCACCAAUGUCCAGUUCUGCUUCGACGUGCGCAAGCUGAUGAAGCUGGAUGCAGAGAGGCGCAAGGCAAUGAAGGGUCGGCUUUACUUUACCACCAAGGCACAGAAAGAGGGGAAGAUCAUGAUCAAAACCCACCCCUGCGCCCGCAUCUUCUGCUGCCGCUUCUGUGGCUUUGAGCAGGUAGAUGCUGAGCAGUACUACAGCGAGCUGGAGGAGAAGCUGACGGAUGAGUUCAAUGCUGAGCGCAACCGCAUCACACUCAAGCGUCUUGACAUGGCCUUUGUCACCUUCCAGGAUGAGCGGAUGACUGCUGUGAUUUUGAAGGACUACAGCCACAUCAGCUGCCGCAAACACCCUCAGCAGUCCUCUGUCACCACCGUGGUCAAGUCACAUCACUGGGGCAUUUGCUAUGCCCCUGCACCCAGCGAUAUCAUCUGGGAGAAUUUAUCAGUCCGUGGCACAUCCUGGUGGGUGCGAUUCAUCCUCCUUAAUAUCUGCCUCUUCAUCCUUCUCUUCUUCCUCACCACACCAGCCAUCAUUGUCAACACUAUGGACAUGUUCAAUGUCACACACCCUGUGGAGAGCCUCGAGAACCCCAUCAUCACCCAGUUCUUCCCUACGCUGCUGCUCUGGGCCUUCUCCGUCUUCCUGCCCUUCCUUGUCUACUACUCAGCAUUCUUUGAGUCACACUGGACAAGGUCAAGUGAAAAUCAGCUCACCAUGCACAAGUGCUUCUUCUUCCUGGUGUUCAUGGUCAUCAUCCUACCCUCACUGGGGCUGAGCAGCCUGGACCUCUUUUUCCGCUGGCUCUUUGACACCCACUUUUUGGAUGAAGUGAAUAUCAAGUUCCAGUGCGUUUUCCUCCCAGACAACGGCGCUUUCUUCGUCAACUACGUGGUCACCUCCAGCCUGAUCGGGACAGCCAUGGAGCUGCUGCGCAUCCCAGGCCUCCUCAUCUACACCGUCCGCCUCUGCUUCGCCAAGUCUGAGCCUGAGCGGCUCCACGUCAAGCGGAGCCAAGCCUACCAGUUCCAGUUUGGGCUGGAGUAUGCCUGGACCUGCUGCAUCUUCUCUGUUGUGAUGACCUACAGCAUCACCUGCCCCAUCAUCGUACCCUUUGGGUUGCUCUACAUGUUGCUCAAGCACAUGGUUGACAGGUACAACAUUUACUACGUUUACAUCCCCACCAAGCUGAACCAGCGUCUCCAUGUCGCAGCCAUCAGCCAAGUCAUGGUGGCCCCCAUUCUCUGCAUGUUCUGGCUGCUCUUCUUCUCCGUCCUGCGCCUCGGUCCAACCCGCCCUGUCACCCUCUUCACCUUUGUGGUCCUCCUUUCCUGCAUCAUCUUCUCCUUCUUUGGCCUCUGCCUGAAGAAGCUGCAGCCACGGAAACCCUCCAGCUACCAGAUGUCUGAUCAGUCUGAGGGUACCUUCAACGAUGUGGAACGGAGCAGUGUUUCCUCCACCCCCAACUCCAAUCUCUUUGUGGCCACUGUCCUGCAGGAACCGGAGCUGAGCCUGACGCCAGCAGCCUCCCCAGCACACCAGUCCUACGGCACCAUAGGCAACCAUCUGGAGCCAGUGGAGGACGGGGAGGACAGGGGGCUGCCGAGCUUUGAGACAGAGCUGGAGACAGUGGAGGGGAAGUACAGGAGUGGCCCUGUGAUGGAGAGCCAGGCCCGCUACCAGUGAGCAUCCCUGGCGCCGGGGCAAGGACCAGCCAUGCUUACAGCAGGGGACAUGUUGGGGGGCAGGAAGGAGCCUUCCCAAGCACUGGUGAGGGCCACCUCACUGAAGGGGCAGGAGGACACCAAGACUGAUGUGAUGGGGAGAUCCCAUUGCAUGGGAGGUGGCGGGAGGCUCUGCCAGUCCCCCCUGCUGCCAGAACCCACUCAGAACCCACCAUGCCCCCCUGUCCCCACUCACCUCUUCUAGCCUGCUGUGGGGAAGUGGGGGUGCAGCAGUGGGGGGAGGGAGUCUCUCUGUGAGGCCAAGCUUUUUAGGGGCAGGAGGGAGGCCCUGGCCUUUCCACGAGGGGGAAGCAGCCCAGACAGUUCUGAUGAAUGUGCCCUCCACAAUGCUGUCCUGUGGGUCUGCAGUGGCUGGGAAUGGCCAACCCUAACCCUUGCUUCCCACCCUGCACAUUCAUUGCUCUUGGUGGCUAUGUCCUGCUACUUCCCCUGGCGCCAACCUGUGCAGGCUCCUGCCCACCCCCACUGCCACCCCUAAAGCUUUGCUGGUUAAUGCAGGGACUGGUGAGAUGUGUGCGUUUCAGGGGAGGAGGUGGGUGCCUAGGGCUGCUCCCACACAUGCCUUCUACCACACCAUCCCACCUCAUCUCUCCACUGCUGCACCAUGCCUGUGCCCUUGGGUCCACAGGGAGGAGUGGGAGGUCAAGGGAUGAGUGUGUUUAAUGGCUGUGAGGGCAGCUCCUUGUCAUCCUGCUUCCCCCAGCAGCAUCCCCUUCCUGCUUUUGCUGUCCCUGGGGCUGUCCAUGGGAUCCUGCAUUGCUCCAUCCUGUUGCAGCAGAAAUGGGGGGGAAAGGGGCUGGCAGGACCCCAGCCUCCAGGUCCUGGUCCACCAUAUCCUGCCCUCUCCCACAAGAUGCAGCCAAGGGAUGCACCCCCAGCAGCCACACUGCCUCUUGAGUGCAAGUUCUGCUCUGGUCAGUGUGAAUGCACCAGCCCAGCCCAAGCAGCACUCCUAGGGUUUUCCAGCUCACCAAGGGCAGAUCUUGACCCUGUUUGGACCCUUUCCCACCAGUCUGACCCUCCUGGGCAUGCUGGCUCUUCUCUAGGUCCUCCUUUGAUGUCAGGGGUGUGUUUUCUGCUCCUAAUUCCCCCCCUGGCUUCAGAGCAAUUCUAGCUGUGAUCCCAGGGCCACUCGGGAAGGGAAGGGAUGACCUACACAGUUCUACCAGUGCCAGGGCUGCUGGUGGGGGGAGUGCUGCUGUCUGAAGAGGGACACUUGGCCUUGGCUCUGCUCCCAAUUACUGGUGCUGCUGAGGGGGUGACAUGGUGAGCCAGUUCUCUUUGAGGUGGGAGGAGUUAAAAGGCUGCCUGGCAGCAAACUGUGGGUUUCUGUUGGACUCGAGUGGGCCCUGUGACAUCCCUGUGGGGCUGGUGGGUCUCAGCUGGGCCAGCUGGCAGCCCCAUGGCCCCCAUCCCACCCAUGGUCCUGCAUGCUGGGGUGAUGGCUAUGGCAUGCUAGCCACUCAGUGGCUGCCUUGGGAGGAGCUUCAAGCUCCACAACUCCCUUGCAGCCCUGAGGGCCUUGGGGCUUCAGUCCAAGUGUUCCCAGGGCUGCCUGCAGCUCAGCCACCACCCUCACUGCCUGUUCCAGGGGCUGCUCUGGCUGGAGGAGAGAUGGAUGCUAGUGAUCCAUCUCUCUGGGUGGAAGCAAGUGCCUGCGAGUGGCACCGUGUCCUCAGGAGCUCGGGCUGCUGGUAUGAUUGCCCUUGGCUGUCCCACUGUAGGAAUGUGCCAGAGGUCUGUACCUUCUCGUGAUUUAUUGCUAUGACCGUGCCUUGAAUAAAAUUACUUCACCCAA
Messenger RNA from Calypte anna (Anna's hummingbird), 4543 nucleotides. RefSeq names its product transmembrane protein 63C (gene TMEM63C). Gene Ontology annotation, molecular function: calcium-activated cation channel activity. Bases 194 to 2686 code for a protein of 830 amino acids. The transcript is spliced from 25 exons. Lineage: Eukaryota; Metazoa; Chordata; Aves; Apodiformes; Trochilidae. The record is from RefSeq and is a predicted model, not a curated record. Gene Ontology annotation, cellular component: plasma membrane.